GACAGCAGCGGCCCCGGCUCGGCGGCGGCGGCUCUACGGUGCGCGCUGAGCGGUCGCCGCGGAACCAACGCCGGGCCCUGCGAGUCCCCCUGCGGAGGAGGAGGCAGCGAGCUUUCCCUGGGAGGUGCAUGUUUUUAGCAGUGACAAGAUGACAAUCCAUAUUUUUACCAAAGGAUCCAGUGAGUCAUCCUAUUAACUCUGCUGAAAUACAUGCUUGCCAAUCGUCCUGCUACGUUAGCCAACCUACAUCACAAUGACUGAGGACUUAGACCACAGGUUCAGUAGUCUCACUUGGGAUCAGAUUAAAAUCCUGGAUCAAGUUUUAGCAGAGGUAAUACCCAUUCAUGGAAGAGGGAAUUUUCCUACACUGGAAGUAAAACCGAAGGAUAUAAUUCGUGUUGUUAAGGAGCAGCUCAUUGAAAACAAGAUCAACAUCCGAGAUAUCCGCCUGAAUGGUUCAACAGCUAGCCACAUCCUAGUGAAGCAGAAUGGAACAAGCUAUAAGGACCUAGACAUCAUUUUUGGGGUGGAACUUCCAAGCGAGCUUGAGUUUCAGGUUGUUAAGGAGGCAGUUCUUAAUUGCCUAUUGGACUUUUUGCCAAAAUGUGUUAAUAAGGAAAAAAUCACUGCCCAGACUAUGAAAGAUGCCUACGUGCAGAAGAUGGUCAAGGUCUCCAAUGAUCACGACCGCUGGAGCCUCAUCUCCCUGUCCAACAACAGCGGGAAGAACGUGGAGCUCAAGUUUGUUAAUUCGCUCAGGCGACAGUUUGAGUUCAGCGUGGACUCCUUCCAAAUUGUGCUGGACUCCAUCUUAAAUGUUUACAGAGAAACAGACUGCAAACUGACAGAAGACUCUCACCCCACUAUUAUUGCAGAGAGUAUGUAUGGAGACUUCAAUGAAGCAAUGGACCAUUUAAGAUACAAACUGAUUUCCACGAGGAACCCUGAGGAAAUCAGAGGAGGUGGCCUUCUGAAGUACAGCAAUCUCCUGGUUCGUGACUUUAAGCCAGCAGAUGAGGCUGAAAUUAAAUCUCUGGAACGUUACAUGUGCUCCAGAUUCUUCAUUGAUUUUCCAGAUGUUGCUGAACAGCAAAGGAAAAUUGAGUCAUAUCUGCGCAACCACUUCAUCGGGGAAGAAAAAAGCAAGUAUGACUACUUGAUGACUCUGCGUGGAGUUGUAAACGAGAGCACAGUCUGUCUCAUGGGACAUGAGCGAAGACAAACUCUGAAUAUGAUUACAAUUUUGGCUUUAAAAGUCCUCGGAGAACAAAAUAUUAUCCCAAAUGCAGCUAAUGUAACAUGUUAUUAUCAGCCUGCUCCGUAUAUCAGUGACAGAAACUUCAGCAAUUAUUACAUUGCUCAUGGACAGCCACCUAUCAUCUACCAGCCAUACCCAUUUCACAUACCAAUGCAAAGCGGCAUGGUUUAGGAACACAGUAACCUUCUCAGCACUCGCACCCCUCUCUUUCCAGUUCUCUGCGUAAUAAAGGCCUCAUUCAACCAA
Molecule: messenger RNA, 1504 nt
Organism: Coturnix japonica (Japanese quail)
Lineage: Eukaryota; Metazoa; Chordata; Aves; Galliformes; Phasianidae
Product: terminal nucleotidyltransferase 5C-like
Biological process (GO): mRNA stabilization
Molecular function (GO): poly(A) RNA polymerase activity; RNA binding
Source: RefSeq, a predicted model, not a curated record